AUGGGUCCGACAUGGACUAGUACAGUACUACGACGUACUACGUACGUACUACGACGUACUACUACCACUACAGAGUUCUUCUCCUCGUUUUCCCCACCCGCCACCGCCACCGCCACCCCGGGCCAUACAUACAUACAGUACGUCACAGGUCGUGUACCUACCGCUGGCUUCUUCACGCAGCACCAAGAAAGCUUGCUGGCUGGCUGGCUGGCUGGCUGGCUGGCUGGCUGGCUGGCUGGCAUCUCACCAAUCGAAGCUCAAGGCCGCCGCCGGUCAGCCAGUCAGCCAAGGGGCCUCCCCGUCGCCGCCUCCAGCCACCGCGCCCUCAUCCCCUCCCGCGAGCGCAGUCCGGAUCGCCCCUGGUGUGGUCAGAGAGCGCUCUUGUGCAGACGCGCCAGAUCUCUGCGACACGAUGAGCCGGGUCUGGUAUUCGUGCCACGUGGAAACGGCCGAAUGUCGCGGAGGAGGGCGGCAGAGGAGGGAGGGAGGGAGGCUGUGUAUGAGCGCUGGGAAGGAGAUCGGUCCGAGGCGGGAAGGGGCCCGAGGAGAAGCUGUGCAGGAGACCGUACAGAGCAAGCGCUCGAUUAUCCCCUCGAUACUGGCCCGAGAGACGGUGGGUGGGAAGAAGAGGGCUGUGGUCCAAAGCUCGCAGCAGCAGACGCACCUAUGUCGCGAGUGGGAGAGGCGACCAAAGAUAGCAAAGCGGCCAUCGAGUCCCUCUCAAGAACAAUCAUCCUAAAUACUACGUAUCGUCGUCGGCUCGCUCGAGUGGGCCUCUCCAUUCAUGCAUCCUUCCUGUCUUGGAGUCGACUGAGGAACAUUCCGGAUGCGGUAUCACGUGUGGGCCCGGCGUCAGGACAUGCCAUGCCCUGCCACGCCCCCCAUACGGAUGCUGGGCCGGGGGGAAGUGUUAAGGUUAAGAUUUCCCUCAUUAGCGAAUUUAUCCUUCGUAAUGUGGCUCGACAAACCGGUCCCGGCCAGGUUAAGGAUAUCGAACUGGGUAUCCAUACCUAG
Molecule: messenger RNA, 1014 nt
Organism: Drepanopeziza brunnea f. sp. 'multigermtubi' MB_m1
Lineage: Eukaryota; Fungi; Ascomycota; Leotiomycetes; Helotiales; Drepanopezizaceae
Source: RefSeq, a predicted model, not a curated record